Molecule: messenger RNA, 5407 nt
Organism: Rana temporaria (common frog)
Lineage: Eukaryota; Metazoa; Chordata; Amphibia; Anura; Ranidae
Gene: NEFH
Product: neurofilament heavy chain
Exons: 4
Coding region: 242-3817 (1191 amino acids)
Biological process (GO): axon development
Cellular component (GO): neurofilament; axon
Molecular function (GO): structural constituent of postsynaptic intermediate filament cytoskeleton
Source: RefSeq, a predicted model, not a curated record
UCCUCUAUCUGCCGCAGUGCCCUGCAUCUCUCUCACUGUGUGUGUGCAUUAGAUCCUGGACUGAACCUUUCAUCUGUGCAGAUUUUUUCACCCAGUGCAUGUUCAGUUAUCUUCAUCUCUGAAUUUCCAUCCUCUUGGCUUUCUCUCAUUUUAUAAUCACUGCAUAUUUCUUUCAUCAGAUUACUCUUUCUUGACUUUUUUGUAUUUUCCUUUGACUUCUCUCUGUUUCCAUAACCUCAUCAUGCUCAGCUUCGGCCUGGAACGCUCCAUGGGUCCCAUCACUUAUCGCAGACCCCCUAGAGAUGCCUAUCUUCGCUCUAGCUCUAUCUCCCUCACCCAAAGUGGCAGUAGCAGCUUCCAGUCCCAGACUCGGAGUCGACGAAGUGGCCUUUCCUACAGUGAAAGUCCUGAACCCUCAAAUGGGCCAAGGGAUGAAAAAGAGGCCUUGCAGGGGCUGAAUGACAGGUUUGCUGGCUAUAUAGAUAAGGUGCGGAGACUGGAAGAACAAAAUCACAGCUUAACACAAGAAGCAACCGAACUUAGAAAGCAGCAGGCUGGUAUCUCUGCCAUUGGGCAGUUAUAUGAAAGGGAGAUCCGAGACAUGCGUAACCAGCUCCUUACAAUCAACUCUGAAAAUAGUCAAGAGCAGCUGGAAAAAGAUCGAAUAAGUGAGGAUAUUGAGAUGCUAAGGAUGAAAGCACAAGACGAAGAAAGACUGAAGGAAGAAACUUUAGCUGCAGAGAGGGUAUUGAGGCAAUACCUACAGGAGUGCAGCCUAGAGAGUGAGCAGAUUGGAAGAAAGGUGCAAGCUUUGCAAGAUGAGAUCACCCACCUGGGCAAAGGUCACCAGGAGGAUGUUGAAGACCUUCUUAACCAGAUACAAGGUAGCCAAUACACAACUCAGCAACUGGGAGAGCUACCUGGUCUGGACCUGGCAACUGCUCUCAAAGAGAUCAGAGCUCAACUGGAAGGCCACAUAGGUAGAAACAACGUGCAGACUGGUGAAUGGUUCAAAGUGAACCUGGAGAAACUAAAUGAGGCUUCCCAUGUCAAUACUCACGCCAUCCGUUCUGCUAAUGAUGAGAUCACCAAUUAUCGACACCAGUUACAGAGUCAGAUCACUCAGUUGGAAAUUCUCAAAGGAUCCCAGCAAUCCCUGGAGCGCCAAUGUAUGGAUCUAGAGGAUCGUCACCAGGCAGAAGUGUCAUCUUAUCAGGACACUCUGCAACAACUGGAAAACGAGCUAAGAAACACUAAAUGGGAAAUGGGUGCACAGAUUCGGGAAUAUCAAGAUUUACUGAAUGUUAAGAUGGCCUUAGAUAUAGAGAUUGCAGCCUACAGAAAACUACUGGAAGGAGAAGAAUGUCGCAUUGGAACAAGUUUUGAUCAUUUUCCAUUUGACGAUAGAACUCCAAGAAUCCCAAGUACACCAAAGCAUAUUAAAGUGAAAAAAGAAGAAAAAAUUAAGAUUGUGGAGAAAUCAGAUAAAGAAACUGUAAUUGUAGAGAAGCAUGUCACUGAGGAGGUAACAGAAGAAGAAGAAGAAGAAGAAGAAAUAAUUCCAUCUCCUGAAAAGGAAUCUGCAACAGGUGAGAACACACCCAAGGAGCUAUCUGAGAAGGAGGGGGAGGAUGAAACAACAGAAGUGGAUGAAGUAGAAGAUGAGAAAGAAGGAGAGCAUGAAGAUAGUAAAUCAACAGAGGGGACAGAGGACAUAGAGAGUGAAUCAACUGAAGGUGGGGAAGAAAAUGAAAAAAUUGAGAAACCUGAAAUCAAGGAACCAAGCAAUAUAAAGGAACCUGAAGAAAUAGCAAAAGAUAAAGAAACAAAUGAUAAAGACUCAAAAAAGGAAGACAAGGGGAAAUCAGGAAAGAGUGAGAGUGGACAAUCCGUGCAGAAAAAAGUGAAGGAGGAACCAAAUGAAGAAGAGAAAUCUGAGCCAGCAAAAAAAGAAGAGCCUUCUAAAAAGGAGGAAAAAAUUGCCAGCAAAAAAGAAGAAAAGGAGUCAGACACCGAAGAUGAAAAGAAGAAACCUACUAAGGAAGAUGACAGAGGCCUUGCAGAGGACACAAUAAAAGAGAAGCUUCCCAAGGAAGAUGACAAGAAAACUGUAAAGGAAGAUGAGAAGGCUAAAGACAAAAAAACACCUAAGGAAGAGGAUACAAAUGCUACUAAGAUAGAAGACAAAAAAACAGCCAAGGAGGAAGAAAAGAAGCCUUUAACAGAGAAAGAAAAGAAACCAGCUAAGGAAGAGGAAAAGAAACCAGCUAAGGAAGAGGGAAAAAAAACGACUAAGAGCGCAGAGGUAGAUGAACAAAAGAAACCAGAAAAGACACCAGCAAAAGCAGAGGAAAAGAAACCUACCAAAGAAGAAGAAAAAAAGUCAGAUAAGGCAGAGGAUAAGAAACCAUCUAAGUUGGAGGAAAAGGAACCUGCAAAGGAAGAAAAAAAGAAACCAGCCAAGGAAGAGAAUGGAAAACCAGCUGAAGAGAAAGUAAAACAUCCUUCUAAGGAAGAACAGAAACAGCCAUCUGUAAAAGAGGAAAAGAAACCAGCAAAAGCAGAUGAAAAAACGCCAAUCAAGGAGGAAGAGAAGAAACCAGCUAAAGCAGAGGAAAAGCCAACCAUCAAAGAAGCAGAAAAGAAACCAGCAAAGGUAGAAGAAAAACAAAUCACUACGGAAGAAGACAAGAAGCCAAGUAAGGUAGAGGAAAAGAAACCAGUUAAGGCAGAGGAAAAGCAACCAGCUAAGGGAGAGGAAAAACAACCUACAAAAGAAGAAAAGAAGCCAGCUAAGGUAGAGGAGAAAAAGCCAGACAAAGCGGGGGAAAAACAAACAGUUAAGCAGGAAGAAAAAAAACUGGUUAGUGCAGAUGAGAAGAAAUCCACUAAAGAUGAAGAAAAGGAACCAGCUAAGAAGGAAGAAAAGAAACCAAUCAAGGUUGAGGAAAAGCAGGCAGUUAUUGACGAAGAAAAGAAACCAGCUAAGGCAGAGGUAAAGCAACCAGUUAAGGAGGAUGAAAAGAAGCCAGCUAAAGCAGAAGAGAAGAAGCCAGCUAAAGUAGAAGAAAAACAGCCAUCCAAGGAAGAUAUAAAGGAGAAGAAGCCAGCUGAAGUUGAGGAAAAACAACCAAUUAAAGAGGAUGGAAAGAAGCCAGAUAAGGCAGCAGAGAAGAAGCCAACUAAAGUAGAGGAAAAGCAACCAGUUAAGGAGGAUGAAAAGAAGCCAGCUAAAGCUGAUGAGAAGAAACCAGCCAAGGUAGAGGAAAGGCAACCAGCUAAGGAGGAUGAAAAAAAGACUCCUAAAGCAGAAGAGAAGAAACCAACCAAAACAGAGGGAAAGGAGCCAACUAAAGAAGAUGAAAAGAAAGCAGGCAAGGUUGAAGAACAGAAACCAGCCACAGUAGAGGAGAAAAAAACAGCCAAGGUUGAAGAAAAGAAACCAGCUAAAGUAGAGGAGAAAAAAAAAGAAAAAGAAGAGGAAAAGCAGCCAACAAAGAAAGAUGAAAAGAAGCCAGUUAAGCAGGAAGAGAAGAAACUUACUAAAGUAGAAGAAAAAGAUGCAAAGCCAGCUAAAGUAGAUGAUAAAAAGCCAGCAAAGGUAGAAGAAAAACAGCCAGCUAAAGAAGAAGGCAAACUGUCAGUAAAAACAGAAGAAAAAGGUUCAUCUAAAGUAGAAGAUAAAUCAUCACAAAAAAAAGAAAAGUCACUAAAGACAAGUGAUUCAACUAGUAAGGUAGAGAAAAGUGAGAAGUCUUCUGGUACAGACCAAGUAGAUAGUGACUCAACUCAGGUAGGGAAGAAAGGUGCAAAAUAAACUAGACUAAUAAAGACUAGACCAAGCAGUUGGUUGGAUCCACCAAAGAGGUCACUAGAGAUCCAAGAAUCAUACUCUGGAACUGUCAACCUCAGAGACUAUACCUUGACUUGGUGAACCCCACUGUAUUUCUGAUGAGCAGAAUGAACAAUAAGCCAGCCACGCACUAGAGUGACCAGGAGCAACAUUAGCUCUGCAGGGUGCUCUAGUUCAGUGGUUCAAACCUAUUCUUAAGAAACCGCAACACUUAUGUGCUACCAAUCACGUAGAAUAUGCUUAUGGGGUAUAUGCCAAGGGUGACAAAAAGGGGGCAAUGGCAAAAUGAUAUUGCACUAUCUAUUUCACUUGCAAAGAUAGCUAUGACUAUAGGAUGUAGGUAUAAUUUUGUGAUUCAUGAAAAACCCUGGGUACAUUUUGGCACUAACAUAUAUAAGAGGAAAGGGAAAGGCUAAAGAAAUUAUUGAUACAGGAGGAUUGAUUUUGGGCUAAAGAGUAGUCACAGGAGGAGUCGAUUGGAAGGAAAGUUACAGUAUAAAAUGUGUAGAAUUUAAAGGAAGGUCAGUGUGAGAAUACUUCACAAAAAUGUUGCCAUGCGUAGCCUUAAAAGUUACCGUCAGAUCAAUUGUUAGGUUGUGGUAGUCUGCAGGGCACAUAGAAGCUCUAAUUAUUGAUGCAGAUCUCCUGCCACACAGAUAAAACGAAAAAUCGCCUAGAGAUACAUACAUGUAUGAAAAAAUUAACAUUGACCAACACUUAAAAAAGUUACUGGAAAAUUUCCACCUUAUUUAAUUCGAUGGUACGCAUUGUAAAGACAAUUCAAGUGGUGCCGUGAUUCUUGUGAAAUCUUCUAAGACCUUAAAAAUUCAGCAGCAGCAGUAGAGUCCAUUGACUCUACAUUCUACUGUUUUAUAUUCUGGCAUAGCAUAUAUAUUCAAAUAGAAUCAGCUGCAUAAGCUGCUGUAGUGUCUACAUUUCUGAUAAACUUUUGAAAAUUAAUGAGAAUCUGAGUACUGUUUUCCAGCAUUUCAAUGAAUCAUGUAACCAGGCUAUGUUUAAAGCGGUUGUAAACCCCGGACGAUUUUUUAGAUUUUUUAAAUAGCAUGUCACACAAGGGCAUGGCAAUGCAUAUUGCAUAUAAGAUUGUGAAAAACGAGGCCCGCAAAUACCUUUUAACAACCGUUGUUUUUUUCUCUCCUUCCGGACAUAGAAAUCGCCAUUGUUAGUGCUGCUGAGUGAAUCCUUAUCUGACGACACUUCCGCCCUUCCUGAUUCCCUGGUCUAAAUCUCGCGCAUGCGCCGUAUAGCCGUUACCAAGCCUCGAUGUCGAUUGCUGUUACCGCAGCAACCGUGAUACACGGCAAUAUUCAGUCACACGGGAGGGGGAUUAUCAGGAACAGGAGGACUAUAGCAUUGCGAGACUUCUCCUCUGCGGACAGAGGGGAAGCUCGCCCACGCAGCUCGCUCACAUUCAGGGCCGGAAAGAAUGGAAAUGAAAAUCGGCCACACAUUCAGAUGCCGGAUUUGCGGGGCUACAAUGCGCAAGCGCGGUGACGUCAUCAAAACGAAAAAUACGAUUUUAGAGCUAAUGAC